Heterocephalus glaber (naked mole-rat) is the source of this 4110-nucleotide messenger RNA. The record is from RefSeq and is a predicted model, not a curated record. NCBI's taxonomy places the organism in Eukaryota, Metazoa, Chordata, Mammalia, Rodentia, Bathyergidae.
AGCCCGGAGGGCGGAAGGUGAGUCACCUUUGCUGUCAGGCCCUGAUUCCAGAACGGGGCCUGUUGGACCCCCGUGUCCAGGGUACUGUCCCUUCCCACAGGCUCCUGUUGAUGUCAGAGACUCCUGUCUGCGCGGUAGGUCUGGUGAAUUCAGACAGGCCACGGUGCGCAUCUGUAGAGGAGAGGCUUGAGAAAGAGCAGGAGCAGGAGCAGGAAAAUGGCCUGGAGCUUUGGAGGUGUGUGGGGUUGGGGGGUGGGCACCAGUCACUGAAUGGAGACCCAGAUAAGGGUGGGGUGACCGGGACCAGGGCAAAUCAGACUUCCGGUGGUGCCUCCUAAUCUCAUCUUUUCUAACAACGACCCAGGUAUUUUCCUCACCUCCCCACACAUACCUCGUGUGCCACAAAUUGGGGGCCUGAAAAGAUUGGCUUGUGGAGGGGGGUGAUGAGGGAACGGUAAAUAGAACUUCACAGCAUGCUUUCUGGAAUAUGCUAUGCCCCUCCCCUGUUUUAUGCUGCGCAGGGUAAGGGAAUGUGGUACACCUAGUGGUGGAUCAUCAGAAUUGGAGGUGGAAGUAAAGGGAAGAGUGAUGAAGUUAAGAGAAGGCUUCUUACCUGUGGAACACUGCAACAGGGACCAGAUAAAACAAGAAUAUUAAAGCAGCAGGUCCCCAAAUCCUGAAAGAGAUAACGUGGAGAUUCCUGUCGUUGAUGUUGGUCUGCCCACCAAGCUCAGCUGCUAUCACUGUUUCCUGACUUGUCUUAACCUUUUCAUCUGUUUGCCCAUAGGCCUGCUUUAAGGCUGAUCAGUUCUUCAGCAAAACAAAAGAGGAGGAGACGGGCUCAAAUCUCUGGAGGCUGGACCCCUGCAGUUGGCUGUGGGGCUUAACACCACUUGAACAAAGAAAAGAGGUGGAAAUUGCACCAUACCCGUGCAGAUCCACCUCCAGUGACAGCUCUGGUGGUGCUGGAGUUGCUGCUGGCCAUCACCCUCAACGUGUCUGCACCGAGCCAGAAACCAUCCAGCAAUCCCCAACCUGGUUGCGCCUCAUCUGCACUUUAUCUGUAUUAUUGACUGAGAUUUUGCUUGGGUAGGAGCCUGAGUAACUGCUGGACUUGUGAUUGAUUUUAAGUCUGCUUCACUUUAUAUCCUGCAUCAUCAUAUCAGUGUCAAGAUACAGAUCUGUGAUAGAUCUGUUGUAGUGACUGAGAUUGUCAUAGGGGAAUUUAAUUGAGCCUUUUCUGUUAACUUUUACUAUGACUGGGGCAGAAGUUGAGCCUGGUGCCCAGGCAAAGCCUGAAAAGAAGGCUGGGGAAAUGGGCAUGGGAGGGCCUGAGCGAGAGAAAGAAGUCCCUUUGGUUGUCAGACCCAAAGUUAGACCCCAGACCCAGGUAACUCCUGGAGCAAAGCCGAAAACUGAGUCCAAGUCUGUGCCUGGGGCAAGGCCCAAAACUGAGUCACCAGCAAUGGCUGGGUCAAGGCCCAAAUCAGAGGCCUCAGCAAUGGCUAGAGCAAGACCCAAAACUGACCCUCCAAAAGUGGCUAGGGCAAGGCCCAAAACUGGUGGGAAGGCAGUAGGUGGUGCACGUCCUAAGUCUGAGGCCAAGGCAACCCCUGGGGCAAGCCCUAAGGAUGAUGCUCUGGCAUGGUCCCAGACUGAGUUUGGGGCCCAUGCAAUGUCACAGUCAGAUGGAGCAUCCCAGACUAAUGCUGUCAUCUGGCCACUGGUCAGUACUGAUUCUGGGUCAGUUACUAAGUCUAAAGGCUCUUUGGAUGCAGAAGUGGUCAAAGUGGACACUCAAUCCUUUUCUGGCACUCAGGGCCAGACAGGACUCCAGCCCCGGUUUGGACAAAGGGAAGAGACUGCUGGGGGUUCUUGGUACUAUCCCAGGCCCAGAGCCAGAGAGGAAGCUUCUAAUGAAUCUGGACUUUGGUCAGCAGAUGAGACCUGUGCUGUGUCUUCUUUGUGGGCUGGAGAAGAAACUAGUAUCAGAUCAUUGCCCAGGGAAGAGGCUAAUACCAGGUCCAGGCAUAGGGCUAAACAUCAGACUAACCCCAAGUCCAAGCCCAGAUCCAAGCAGGAGACCUAUUUUGAUUCUUGGUCUGGGUCUGAGGAUGAGGCUGGCAAUCCACUGUGCUUUGGGGCUGGGGAAAAUACCAAUAACUUGUUAAGGUCCAGAGUGAGAGAAGAGACAAAUAUCAGGUCCAAGCUCAGAACAAAGAGAGAGGACUGUUUUGAAUCUGAGUCUGAAGAUGAGUUCUAUAAGGAGUCCUGGUUUUUGCCUGGAGAAGAGACCAAUAGUAGAUUCAGGCCCAGAGACAAGGAAGAGUCUAAUGACACCUCUAAAUCCAGGGCCCAGAAAGGUAUUAAACACAAUGAUAGAGCCGAACAAGAGGCCAGGUAUGAGGAGGAAGUCAUUAUUGAGUCCUGGUUCUGGGCAGAAAAAGAGGCCAGUUUGGAAGCUGGAGCUGCUGCAAUUUGUGACUCUGAGUCAGGGGCUGAGGAGGGGGCCAUUGGAGGAUCCUUGUUCUGGACUGAAGAAAAGUCCAAUUUGGGGGCUUUGGCCAGAGAAGAGGCGAGACCUGAGUCUGAAGAAGAGGCCAUAUUUGGAUCCUGGUUCUGGGAUAGAGAUGAGGCCUGCUUUGACCUAAAUCCUAGUCCUGUGUACAGGGCCAACUGCAGGUUUAGAGAUGCAGUGGAGGAAGAACCUAGUGUAUCAACCAGACCCCAAACCUGGGAUGAGGUCACAUUUCAAUUCAAGCGUCCUUCUCGUGCGAUUGGCUUCCCACCCAUAACCUCUUUUAGAAUUCCCGAAGGGUCUAAUGAAGCGAUUGAGGCAAAUCCCAAGAACCUGGAAGGGGAAGAGGAAGAAUUUUUGUUUGAACCUGAUCCGCUUGAAACUGUGUUCCCAUUUCGGUAUGAUCCUUCCUAUCGGUCAGUCCAAGAAAUUCGUGAACAUCUUAAGAUCAAGGAAGGUGUAGAGCCUGAGGAUUGGUUCUGCAGCUGCAUACAGUGUGAGCUUAAAAUUGGGGCUGGAGAGUUCGAAGAACUCCUUCUAUUAAUGGACAGAAUUCAGGAUCCUUUUAUUCAAGAAAUCUCUAAAAUUGCAAUGGGUAUGAGAAGUGCUUCUCAAUUUACCCGGGAUUUCAUUCGGGAUUCAGGCAUUGUCUCUCUCAUUGAAACAUUGCUGAAUUAUCCGUCCUCCCGAGUUAGGACAAGUUUCUUGGAAAACAUGGUUCACUUGGCUCCACCAUAUCCAAAUCUAAAUAUGAUUGAGACAUUCAUAUGCCAAGUGUGUGAGGAAACCCUUGCUCAUGGUGUGGAUUCCCUUGAGCAAGUGACUGGAAUAAUGAUGCUGAGGCACCUCACUAUGACUACUGACUAUCAUACACUGAUUGCCAAUUAUAUGUCCGGGUUUCUUUCCUUAUUAACCACAGGCAAUGCAAGAACAAAGUUUCAUGUUCUGAAAAUGCUAUUGAAUUUGUCUGAAAAUCUUAAGGUGGCAAAAAAACUAUUCAGUGCCGAAGCUCUAUCAGUAUUCGUGGGUCUUUUUAACAUAGAAGAGACGAAUGAUAACAUUCAGAUUGUUAUUAAAAUGUUUCAGAAUAUCAGUAAUAUUAUAAGAAGUGGGGCAUUGGCCUUCAUUGAUGAAGAUUUCAGUCUUGAGCCACUUAUUUCUGCAUUCCAUGAAUUUGAGGAGUUGGCUAAGCAACUACAAGUCCAAAUAGACAAUCAGAAUGAUCCUGAGGUGGGACGACAGAGUUAAUGUGGUUAAUCUCCUGCUGCUGAUCAGCCUUAUGUUCCCAAAGAACCCUGAGUAGUACUUUAGUGUUCACAGUCUGGUUUUAUGUUGUAACUUAUAUUUUUAAUGCUGCUGUUAACUUGUUGAACUCUGUUUUAAGCUGGAUUGUUUUGUGGAUGCCAGAUGAAUAUUAGAACUGAAAGUGUAUUUGUUGAUACUUGUCUUGCUGUGAAAAUUGUGAAAUUUUUUAGUGUUGAGCUUCCAAUGACCUGAGUCAUCUGAGUAAGCAGCCCUGCUAUUCACUGUUUAAACGUGUGGUUCUCUACUGGAGUUUGUGUUUUCAAUAAAGUUCUAUGCUAAAAUAGGCA